AAAAAAACCAAGAACUGGACCGAGUCACAGAUUAGAAACCUUAAAACUUCCUGUCCCGCCUCCGCCAUGAGCGACACCUUGGAGUCGGCGGCCGGCUCUCUGGGUCUGCUCAGCAGCUCCUGCCUCACCAAGGUGGAGCUGCGCCUCACCUGUAAGGGCGUCUCGGACCGGGACGCGCUGUCCAGGCCCGACCCCUGCGUCGUCCUCAACAUGCAGUCCCAUGGCCGGUGGAUGGAGGUGGACCGGACGGAGGUGAUCCGCAGCUGCGUCAACCCCACCUACUCCAAGGUCUUCACCUUGGACUUUUAUUUUGAAGAGGUGCAGCGGCUGCGCUUCGAGCUGUUCGACAUCAACAACCACAACGGGCCGAAGGAGGCCGACUUCCUGGGCUCAUUGGAGUGUACGCUGGGACAGGUGAGUCCAGCUGGGACAGGUGAGACAAAUUAUUAGUUAUUUUUUGCCUGUAACUUUGCCAACAGCGCCCCCUGUCAUCCAGCAGCGGUUCAUCAUUGAUCUGCCAUUAAAUAAAAACUCAACCAGAUGUUAAAGACACAUCUUUGAUUUGGAAAAUAUUCGACUCUUGAAGUUUCAUUUUCCACCAGGAUGAUUUCAUUUCCUGCAGAGACCAGAGAAAACAGGAGCGGGAAGCCUGGAGACGUGUGUGUGUAUGUGUGUGUGUGUGCGCGCAUGUGUGUGUGAAGAUCGUUUUCUCUUCAAUAGCAUUUACAACCAGGGAAAAAAAAUCUAGUGAGUGAAAAAUUGAGUACUACUAAAGAAACAUGUCGUUUCCAUGGUGACAGUCGGCCGGUCCAGAACCAGAACCAGACAGGGUUUUGGUGUUGAUGUUUCUAAGGGUUAAAGUGUUGGCAGCAACCAUAGCAACCACAGCAAUGCUUUCUGAAAGGGCCACAGACUCCAGAAGGCGUCGAGGAAGUGGAGUGGGCGGAGCCAAGAGGGGCGUGGCCAGGCGUGGAGUAAUGAGGCGGUUCUGUGGACGGCAGUAGAACUGUUAGCAGGAUGGAGUUAGA
Poecilia latipinna (sailfin molly) is the source of this 1028-nucleotide messenger RNA. RefSeq names its product copine-4-like. The transcript has 3 exons. The record is from RefSeq and is a predicted model, not a curated record. Gene Ontology annotation, biological process: cellular response to calcium ion. NCBI's taxonomy places the organism in Eukaryota, Metazoa, Chordata, Actinopteri, Cyprinodontiformes, Poeciliidae. Gene Ontology annotation, molecular function: calcium-dependent phospholipid binding. Gene Ontology annotation, cellular component: plasma membrane. The coding region runs from base 67 to 450 and encodes 127 amino acids.